Messenger RNA from Diprion similis, 447 nucleotides. It is a transcript of the gene Ndufb2, whose product is annotated as NADH dehydrogenase [ubiquinone] 1 beta subcomplex subunit 2, mitochondrial-like. Gene Ontology annotation, cellular component: mitochondrial inner membrane. The coding region runs from base 104 to 406 and encodes 100 amino acids. The transcript has 3 exons. The record is from RefSeq and is a predicted model, not a curated record. Lineage: Eukaryota; Metazoa; Arthropoda; Insecta; Hymenoptera; Diprionidae.
CGCGUUGGGUUACGUUUAACGUUGAUGGCUCGGGUUCGAUCCUCAAGCAGUUGAGCCUGUGAGGUUGGCUCGGAUGAUAAUCGACUAAAUAUUGUUAUAAAAAAUGUCGACGUCUCGUGGUAUAAACUUGUUGAGAUUCGUUAGACAAGUCUCGAAAAUAAACCGCAAUCACAACUUGCAACAGACGCGAAAUGGGCACGGAGGGGUCGUUUACCGUUUACCCGCACCUACGCCGCAUAAGAAGAUUACCAUAAGUACAGAAGUAGUCGCAGGAAUCGCGUGGUGGUGGAUUCUUUGGCAUCUAUGGCACGACUACGAGCACAUUACCGGGGAGUUCGAAUAUCCUGAUCCAUCGAAAUGGACCGAUGAGGAAUUAGGAAUACCUCCGGACGAUGUUGACGUCUAAUUAAAGUGUGGACAAAGCCGGUACGUUAUUGUUCACGUUUU